AUGGUUCCAUCAAAAUCAUCAUCAUCAUCGACUUGUUAUCUAAUCAAGUCACGUGUCUUCUCGUUACGUUAUCUCUCCUCCUCCGCCUACUGGUGUGUGAUAGAUUCUUCAUGGGUAAACAAAUUUUUGUUUGCUUACGGGUUCAUAGUGCGGAUAUGGGGUUGGGAUCAGAUAUCUGACGAAUCCAGUUUCUCCCUUUUCGAAUUCUGGGAUUCUGCGUUGUUGGCGUAUUUCCGUGGCUAG
Eruca vesicaria subsp. sativa (arugula) is the source of this 243-nucleotide messenger RNA. The record is from the annotation of a GenBank genome assembly. NCBI's taxonomy places the organism in Eukaryota, Viridiplantae, Streptophyta, Magnoliopsida, Brassicales, Brassicaceae.